GCAGACAAGCAGCACCACCCCAUCACCACCUUCCCAUCAUGUCCGUCACCCCCGCGCUCGUCCGCCACGACUCGGGCUUCGACGUCGCGCUGCUGGAGCUGGCGCACAGCCGCCACACCAUCUACGAGCACUCGCGCAUGUCGGGCGAGAACCGCACGGCGCACCGCAUGCUGCCCGUGGACCGCCGCGAGAGCUGCAGCGACGACCUCGAGGCGCUGUACGCGCGCAACAUGGCCAAGCACUUCGGCGAGGCGCCGCGCUACUCGCGCACGCACAGUAUGCCGGUGUCGCGGCACGAGAGGCUGCUGGACGAGGCGCUGCUGCAGGUGGCGCACAGCCAGCGCUCCAUCUACGACAGGACGCGCAUCUCAGGCGAGAACCGCAGCGCGCACCGCAUGCUGCCCACGGACCACAAGGCUGAGCGCGCCGACCGCUGCACGGAUGCCACGGACGCGUCCUACGCGAACGCCAUGGCCAACUACUUUGUGACCAAGAGCGCCAGCAGGCUGUGAGCCGAGAGCGAGAGAGAGAGAGCGAUACUCCAUCAUAGUAUCACGAGGCCCGGAACGUAUUUAAUCGCUGUAGGGCGAGCAGAAACAAACAAAAUAACCA
Molecule: messenger RNA, 612 nt
Organism: Phytophthora sojae
Lineage: Eukaryota; Oomycota; Peronosporomycetes; Peronosporales; Peronosporaceae
Exons: 1
Coding region: 39-512 (157 amino acids)
Source: RefSeq, a predicted model, not a curated record